ACAAUGAAUCACCUUAUAACAAGCUCUCUCCAGAUUAUACUCCUAAUCCUCUUCUGCUCGAUCUUCUCUCUCGGACGUUGGUUCUCCUCAAGCCCACGCGCGCGCGGAACAGGACCCCGGGUGGAGCGGUUAUGUCCCAUCCUUUUCACGCCAUCAUCCACAGUCCAUUUCUUCCCGUGCCCUUCCGCCCCGGGGCAGCCGCUGCUCCCUCGCUCGGAGUUAAUGUAGCGUGGCCCUCGAGAGCUCUGCGUCUGCCGAGGGCGAGGGCGUCCGCGGACAAGCGAGAGCAAGCGAUGGAGGAGCAAGGCGGCGCGGCGGCGCUGGGCUGGGCGGCGAGGGACGCCACCGGUGUCCUCUCACCCUACAACUUCUCCAGAAGGGUUCCGAGAGACGACGAUGUCACGAUCAAGGUGCUCUACUGCGGGAUCUGCCACACCGACCUGCACGUCAUCAAGAACUACUGGGGCAACGCCAUGUACCCCGUCGUCCCCGGGCACGAGAUCGUCGGCGUGGUGGCCGGCGUCGGCGGCGGCGUCACGAGGUUCAAGCCCGGCGACACGGUGGGCGUGGGCUACUUCGUCGGGUCCUGCCGCUCCUGCGACAGCUGCGGGAAGGGGCACGAGAACUACUGCGCCGGGGUCGUGCUCACCUCCAACGGCGUCGACCGCGCGCACGGCGGCGCGGCCACGAAGGGGGGCUUCUCCGACGUCAUCGUCGUGAGCGAGCACUACGUGCUCCGCGUCCCGGACGGCCUGUCGCUGGACCGCACCGCGCCGCUGCUCUGUGCCGGCGUGACCGUGUACAGCCCCAUGAUGCGCCACGGCCUGAACGAGCCCGGCAAGCACCUGGGCGUCGUGGGGCUCGGCGGCCUCGGCCACGUCGCCGUCAAGUUCGGCAAGGCGUUCGGGAUGAAGGUCACCGUCAUCAGCACGUCCCCGAGCAAGCGCCAGGAGGCCGUCGAGCACCUCGGCGCGGACGAGUUCGUGGUCAGCCGCGACCCCGAGCAGAUGAAGGCGGCGACGGGCACCAUGGACGGCAUCAUCGACACGGUGUCGGCGUGGCACCCUAUCGCGCCGCUGCUGGCGCUGCUGAAGCCGCUGGGGCAGAUGGUGCUCGUGGGCGUGCCGAACAAGCCGCUGGAGCUGCCGGUGUACGCCAUCGUGCCCGGCGGGAAGGGCGUGGCCGGGAACACCGUCGGCAGCGUCGGGGACUGCCAGGCGAUGCUCGAGUUCGCGGGGAAGCACGGCAUCGGCGCCGAGGUGGAGGUGAUCAAGAUGGACUAUGUCAACACGGCGAUGGAGCGGCUCGAGAAGAACGACGUCCGCUACCGCUUCGUCGUCGAUGUCGCCGGCAGCCUCGGCUCUGCUGCCUAGGCAAAGCUGCAGAAGGUUGAAUACUCGAAUCAGAGGCCCCAACCAAUGACUAUAUAUUGCCGCUUGUUGAUAAGUUCAGGCGCUAAUGGUGGAUUUGUGGCUCUGAUUGUUUGGUGCGUACAAAUAAGAGAGAUAUGGUGCGCUUAAGUACAUGUAAACUGAGCACUAUAAGUUACUCUGAUUUGAUGUUUUUCUUAACACAAUACUAAAGUCUUUAUCUAGCUA
Molecule: messenger RNA, 1598 nt
Organism: Panicum hallii
Lineage: Eukaryota; Viridiplantae; Streptophyta; Magnoliopsida; Poales; Poaceae
Product: probable cinnamyl alcohol dehydrogenase 8A
Exons: 4
Coding region: 132-1373 (413 amino acids)
Biological process (GO): lignin biosynthetic process
Molecular function (GO): zinc ion binding; cinnamyl-alcohol dehydrogenase activity
Source: RefSeq, a predicted model, not a curated record